Molecule: messenger RNA, 6062 nt
Organism: Engraulis encrasicolus (European anchovy)
Lineage: Eukaryota; Metazoa; Chordata; Actinopteri; Clupeiformes; Engraulidae
Gene: sack1ga
Product: family with sequence similarity 83 member Ga
Exons: 5
Coding region: 266-3988 (1240 amino acids)
Biological process (GO): signal transduction
Molecular function (GO): protein kinase binding
Source: RefSeq, a predicted model, not a curated record
CCAGUGCUGCCCCGUGAACUUGGGCCUACCAUUGGGAGGUGCUUGUCACGUGACAGAGGUGUACCUGCCGUUACCUGUUUUUAUCCCUUUUCGGUGUGAUGUGGGUCAAAUAGCCCGCGCCCUGCCAAGAGGACGGACUGUUUUUUUCCCGAGUUAGCUCAGAAAUGGUGCUUUUUUGUACAAUUGCUUUUAAAUGAGCGCACCUUAACUCCCUUACAGGAAUAGCCUAUUUAUUUAUUUUACAAUAUAGGCUAUAAACUUGGUAAUGGCCUUAUCUCAGAUCCAGUGUCUGGAUGACGGAUCCAUUAAUUGCAGAAUUACAGAGUCCAAGCCCGAAUUUCUCUACAGCGAAGACCACAGACUCGCCCUUGAGAUACUUUUCCACGACGGUCGGGAGGCAUACGAGAAAUAUCUGACGGCGCAAAAUGUGCGGGGCUUUCUGUCCGACCACGAACUGGACCAUCUGACUCAAACGGUGGUGCUCUACAAUCCCGGUGGUCACGGCGAGACUGUCGCUAAUGGCGAGGGAGAGGAUGGUAAAGUGGCCUCGGAAUACUGGCCGGAGCGCUCGGACCAUUCCUACAGCGAACUAGACCUGGGCUGGCCGGACAUCAGCUCUUAUCGAGGGGUUACCCGUGUCACUGUGCACACACAGCCACCCAUGGAUGGCCAGCCGCAUAUCAAAGAAGUGGUACGGAGGAUAAUUAGUCAAGCCCAAAAGGUCAUAGCCGUUGUCAUGGACAUGUUCACAGACGUGGAUAUCUUCAGAGACCUGUUAGACAUGAGCUACAGGCGGCGGGUGGCCAUCUACAUCGUCCUGGAGGCCACAGGAGUGUCACACUUCCUCCACAUGUGUGACAGAGCCGGCAUGCACAAGGGGCACCUCAAGAGGUUACGGGUGUCAUGCAUGCGAGGCACAGAGUUUCUCACUCACUCAUCGAAGAAAGUCUGCGGUGCCAUAAAUCACAACUUCAUGUUUGUUGAUGGAGACAAGACAGUGUCGGGAUCCUACAGUUUCACGUGGUCGUCGUCCCGACUGGACCGAAACGUCAUCACUCUCCUUACGGGCCAGGCGGUGGAGACCUUUGACCGGCUCUUCCGAGACCUCUACUUCUCCUCCAGAGCGGUAAGCCUGGCCAACGUCACCCUGGUGGAAGAGCCGGAGGUGGAGCCCGUCACGUACACUGCUCAGCAGGCCGCUGCAGCCGCCGCCUUGGCCCGCAAGGCCUACAGUGCCAAGUACGCCCUGCUCUCCAACUCCUCCAUGAAGAGCGGUGGCACGUGCUCCAGCAAGAACACGUCUGGCCACCUGAACCCUCUGCCCAUAUUCCUGCGGCAGGUGAGGCUGCUGGCAGAGGAGCCCCGGAUCCACCCGGGUCUGGUGGGGCUGGAGAAGGCCAACAUGAUGCACUACCUGCCCACCUGGCCGGAGCCCGACCCUCCGAGCGACGUCAUCGGCAUCAUCAACGUCCGGGACACCAGCAAACCCUUCCAGGCUCACCUGAUGCGCUCAGAGCUCUUUGAGACGUCCCAGGCCAUCCGAUUCAAAGAGCCCUUCCACGUGCCUGCGGAGCCGUUACCGGAGAAGGCCACCCCUCGGCCGCGCACAGAGCUCGGGCAGCCCCUAAAGACCAAGGGUGAGGAGGAGAAUGGGAACGGCCACCACGCUGGUCUGGUAGAGCGAGUACCACAUAGGCAGCAGCUGCAUGCUCAAGACAGUGUACUAACCCCAGCACCGUUAGGAGGCCCAGGCAUGGCUCACCUGGGCGUCGUAAAUGGGUGUGGCAGUCAGGCGACUUGGGUUAAGGGGAGUAAAGAGGCACAGGUGAAUUCUGAGCCAUGUCCUUCUAGGCAAAGUAGCCCACUGACAGCCGUGCAUGCUCAGAGUGCAGAGAAGAAUACCAAUAUGUGUGACGGGACUCAAUCCUCUAUGUUUCCGCAGGCUGCUAAGGAUUUCGGCUCAGCCCCUGACUGUGCUGUGGAGCCUGAACACCCAUGCUCCGCUGCCUCUGCCAAGCCCGAGGACAGGACAGUCAGCAAUGCUGAGAGAAACCUAACGCUGAAGGACCCCUGGGUUCGCAGGACUAAUGCACAAAGAGACAAAGGCAGUCACAACGGAGCACAACCACAACCUCAGCCGCCUAAGGACCCAUCAUCAUCACCACCAUCAUCAACACCAACAAAAACAUCUCUUGAACAUUUUCACUGCAACGGCAGCGUCCCAGAGAAAUCUAAGUCAAACACAUAUGUUAACGGGCAUCACACACCUUCUUCAGGGACUGUAAAUGGCAAACAUGUUAAAACGGAAGGGAAACACGCCACUCAAAAGUCACCAGUUGCCAGUCAGAAGAAAAUGGACAAGAAGCACAGUCUACAGAGGAUUAAGAGUGAGGAAUCAGCUGUUUUGCCCACAGCAAAUGGUGAAUCUUACCAUGCCAACGGCAGCCACAGUAUUAGGGACGAAAAAGCAGGUGUAGAUGGAAAGAAGGCAGGGGUGUCACAAGUCAACCAGCAGACAUCUCAGGAGAAGACAACAAAUGAGCGUUCACAGGAAACUCCAAAGCCCAUACCCAUACCACUAAGUGUGUAUUAUGAUUUUCUAAAGCAAAAUUCUGUAAAGGAGCCAACAGAUAUCCUCACAGUCACACUAGCAUCUUCUGAACCCCAAAAAGAAAUAAACAACACUGCAGUCACAGUUUCACAAAGCACAAGUAGCAAUGACAAAGUACACACUUCAUUGACUAGGAGCGGGGAAAAUAUGCUUCAAAGCAAAGACUGGAUAGCAGAGGAAACGCUAUUUAUAUCAGAGGAGGGGGAUGAGAUGGCAGAAACGACUCUAACAAAGUCUGCGCUGGCAGCAGCACCAGAUAUGAAGGAUAAACGUUCUGAAACAUCUCCAAAAAGCAAACGUGAGCCGAAAGCUAAAGUGGAAGCCAAGCACUCUGGCCUAUCGAACCCCAAAAAGGAGCCUAGCACACCUUCCAGCCCAAGGAGUAACUCACGGCUGGCCCAUGGAGUUAGUACCAGCAACCUUGCAGCCUCAAAGCUAAAAGGCGAAACGGGAGGCCAGCUGCGAGACAAAGGGGAGAAAUCUCAUCACAGAUCGACUCAAGACAUUGCCAAACAGCUGAGGGCUGAGAGCAAGUCUGUCACACGACCUGCAUCUGCUAACAAGAGAGAGGGGAGCCAGACGCCCACACUUCGAGAUAAAGCAAUAAAUGGACACGAUAAGGAUCUCCCAGUGAGGAAUGCAGCAGAGCAGACAAGACCCAGGACAGAAAGUGAUGCAAAGAAGGUAUCCAGAGCUCCAACACCCACAACCUCCAGAUCAGCACUGGCCAGCCGGGCAGAAGGGGGAUCCAAAGUGCCAGGCUCGGUCAAACCUGACCCCGUCAAACAUGACCUUGCCCACGUCCCCGUCAUCGACGCUUCUGCCAAGACAACCACAACUGUUCUCUCCCAGGUAUCCAGAGCUCCAACACCCACAACCUCCAGAUCAGCACUGGCCAGCCGGCCAGAAGGGGGAUCCAAAGUGCCAGGCUCGGUCAAACCUGACCCCAUCAAACAUGACCUUGUCCACAUCCCCGUCAUCGACGCUUCUGCCAAGACAACCACAACUGCACCAGCCAAAGCCCCACCAAAGUACAAAGUCCUACAGGGAAAAGUGUUUAGCUCCACCAAGACCAAACAAGUGAAAACCGGCCAGCCCCUGGAGCAAGCGGCCAGCGGCAGUAUUAGUCAGAGUAGUUCCAUGGUUUCGCUGAACAAGUCUCCUGUGCUUGCACAGCAGAUGGCUGGCAGCACCAACUCCCCUCUAGGCCAGUCCCUGCCUUCCCUGGACAAAUCCAAGACUGCCAGCCCAUCCCCCUCACCCAAGUCAUCCAUCUCCUUUCCCAAACUGUCACAGCUGCGGAGCUUGAAACAGAGAAUAACUCGAUCACCCAGUCAGAAGAGUUUAACCACUACUGCGAAAAAAGGUGCUGCUUGAAGGGAUUGAUGAGUGGAUGGUCAUUUUACAGCUGUUGGACCUACAGAAACAUUUGUGCAAUGUUAGUAUUUUUUAAAAUAAUUUAUCAAACCUGCAACAUUGCAUAUGGGUAAGGAAUGAACACUAUUUGAUGUGCACGUGCUGCAUGAACCAUUUUACUCAGAGGGUGGUGAGAGUCUGCAGCCAAGUUCAAUACUAUGGCUUACAACCCGAAUGUAAAUAUCAAAAGGGACAUUUUUUCAUAGAUCUUGAAGAGAAGAAAGUCAUGCGUCACUUUGGAGCGUUUUGUAUGGAAAUGCUGUGAUAUGCUAAAUAAUAUGACCGUAUCCAAAUGCAGUGAUUAAAACUGCAUGUCAAAACCACAAAGAAGAAAAAUACCCCUACAGAGGAGCACUCAUAAAAAUAACAAGCAAUACAUACAUGCACGGUAUGCAGAUUUUGCACCAAUUCAUAUUUUAUAUUUUAAGUUUUUUAUUUGUGUAGUUUUCCAAGCUGGUUGGGGUUGGUUUUACUAAGUAGGCAAACUUACUUUUUGUAUGCAGCCUCUUGCUGCAUAGUGCACAUCUGAGAAAUCAUUAGGACAUUUAUAUAUAGCUUGACUGGCUGUGACAGUAACCCUGUUUGUGUGCGUGUGUAUAUGUGUGUGAGUGAGUGUGUGUGUGUGUGUGUGUGUGUGUGUGUGUGUGUGUGUGUGUGUGUGUGUGUGUGUGUGUGUGUGUGUGUGUGUGUGUGUGUGUGUGUGUGUGUGUGUGUGUGUGUGUGUGUGUGUUAUUAUGAAGAGGUUAGAGAAACUGGAAAGACAUGCCGGCGGUAAAAUGAUGUCUAGUGAUUAGUUAGAUGUUUGUUUGAGCUUAACCUAACCUUCGAUGUAGAAAACAGGCUGAGCCUGAUGUGUCACUUUCUCACCCCAGUGUCUCAGGGUGCCGUCUACGCGUUUCUCACAGUGAACAUCUGUCGAAAUGUCAGCUGUGCUGUCAUAAACACGUUUUAAGAUAGUGGAAAAGUACUGACAUACAUUAAUCACCUUGACUCUACCAUGAUAAUAAUAAUGAUUAGAUUUACUAAAGCUUUACAUGUUUUCAGGCUUUAAAAAAAAAUAUUUUAAAAAAACCUUAUAUGCCUUUUUAUAGACCUUUUCCCCAUGUUUCCAAACCGCAAAAGUGAAGUGUUUUUUCUUUUGUCUUUUUGAUGGUUAUGGGAACGCAUGCACUCUGAAAAAAAUAAAGGUGCUUAAUAUUUCUUAAAAUUUGUGGCUUUACGUCGUUCCAUCGAGAGUGCAACCUCUGUUAAACCACUGCUUUAUUUGAAAAGGCAUCAUAAAUUUCUCAUUAUUAUUUUUUUUUUUUCAGAGCACCAGAUCAUAAUAGCCUGUGCUAUGUCACAUCCCUGUCAAAUCAUCAGCACUGUUGUCAUGGCAGUUCAAUGAAACACUGGAAAAAAAGGUUAUUUAAUGGUAUCACUCUGAUGAACUGAUGUUGGCCCCAUUAUUUGUUAAGAGGUUUAUUCUCUUAAAAAAACAUUAUUUUCUGUCCUUUGUAAAUGCCAUGUUUGUAAAAAUGCAGCAUUGUGUUACCGUGGAUGCAAAUAUGCUGAGAAAAGAAGGGAGAGAGGGAGAGAGAAAAACAGCUGCCAUAUUCCUCAGGAUGAGAGCAGCUAAUCGAAGGCCUGGGGGUGUGGAGCGGAGCGCUCAUUACAUGUGAACUUGCUGCACGUGUCAAAUGAGAAUUGGGAUGGGUUUCUAACAUGUGUGAUUAGUGACUUGACUGGCAAGUGGAAUGGUUUAUUGUGCCUCCAUAUGGAAAGCAAUGCUUGUUAUCUGUUGCACUAGGCAAAUUCUGUGUUGUGAUGUGGUUAGGCCUGCUAAGACGACUCACAUUGAAAAUAUUUCUGUUCGUUGAAAUAGCCUAGCUUUUAAUGUCACCACAUCCAUGUUCUGUUAUGACUAGUGACUGCUUCUGCCUUUUUUGUGUUAAGGAAUAUGUUUUUAGUAUUUUUUCAGAAAUGGUGUUCUACAGUUCUACAAAAAACAGAAUUUAACAAGUGUGAAAUUACAAUUUUUCAAUAAAGUUUCUGU